AAAGUUUAUUUAUUCUGUUUAUUACUAGAAUUGUACGUAACAUUAAAUCUAAUAUCCUCAAAAUGGUUAAGGGAAAAAGGGCGUCUAAGGCGUCAACAAAAGAUGUCGAAAUGAAGGAAGUUGAGAAAAAAGAAGAAGAAAAACCAGAAAAAGAUGAAAUUGACCCGAAAGAAAAGGCUGAUAAAGCUUUUAUUGAAGAUUUCAAAGAACAGUUACGACUUUUAGAUCGUUCCGUGACUAUGAAGGAGCCUCGUCAUGCUAUGAGAGUAAUGCGGUCAAUCCCUGCCACUCGAAGAAGAUUAAAUCCCGAAAUAUUUCAUCAAAUCAUCUCGCUCGUGUACAAUGGAAGAGAAGCUACUGACAAUGCAAAUAAAGAAAUGCUUUUGUCCUUCAUUGAUGAACCUAUGGAAACAGCUACAAAACAAAGUGCAGACGCUGCUUCAGCACCGCCUUCGCGACAAGCAAAGAGUUUUCGAAUUCCGGAGACUGAUAUUUACAUCCACCUCCUAGUGCUGAUCUACGUUGUUGAUAAAAAUUCGUACGAUGAGGCUGUUAAGUUAUCAACUGCAAUUGUCACGAAACUUGUGAGCCAAAAUCGCCGUUCACUUGACAGUUUGGCUGCGAAAUGUUAUUUCUAUUACAGCAGAGCUUAUGAAAUGACGAACCGUUUGGAGGACAUAAGAGGCGUGUUACAUUCUCGACUGCGAACUGCAACGUUGAACCACGACCAGGAAAGCCAAUCUGUGCUGUUGAAUUUACUUCUUCGGAACUACUUGCAUUAUAAUUUGUACGACCAGGCUGAAAAACUUGCAUCGAAAUCAACGUUCCCGGAGACAUCGUCGAACAACGAAUGGGCAAGAUUCCUUUACUACACUGGUAGAAUUAAAGCUAUUCAAUUAGAGUACUCAGAAGCACACCAGACGCUACUCAGCGCUCUUCGCAAAGCCCCGCAAGCAACUGCUGUCGGAUUCAAGCAAACUGUGACUAAAUUGCUUGUCACGGUUGAGUUACUUCUCGGAGAAAUUCCAGAGCGUGCUCAAUUCAAAAAAGAAUCGAUAAGGGGUGCUUUGAUACCGUAUUUCGAGUUAACACAAGCGGUUCGGACAGGAGACUUGAAGCUCUUCAAUGAGAAUUUAGAAAAGCAUGGAGAUGUUUUCCGGGCGGAUCGCAUGUACACGCUUAUUUUACGAGUCCGUCAUAAUGUUAUCAAAACUGGAGUUCGACAAAUAUCUGUCGGAUAUUCUAGAAUUUUCCUCACUGACGCUGCGAAAAAAUUACAACUCGAUUCUGCAGAGGAGGCGGAGUUUAUCAUCGCCAAGGCGAUUAAAGACGGAGUCAUUGAAGCGGAAAUUAAUCACGAGGAAGGGUAUGUUCGUACUCGUGAUACAACUGAUGUUUAUGGGACACGGGAGCCGCAGAAAGCAUUCCAUAAUCGAAUCGAAUUUUGCUUGGAUAUCUAUCGUAAUUCAGUUAUGGCAAUGAGGUUUCCCCCAAAAUCAUACCACGCUGAUUUAGAGAGCGCGGAAGAGCGCCGUGAAAGAGAACUUCAAGACAUCGAGUUCGCAAAGGAAGUGGCUGAGGAGGACGAUGAAUACCCUUGAAAAAAACUUUGACCUUAAAAACUCUUUUUUCAAAUUUGUUGCUAUCUCUGGCCCCGUUCAUUACUGGUAAAGUAAAUGGACAAAUUGGUUAAAAAUUUCUAGAUAAAGCUCAGAAAUUGUCUGGAAUUUACUUAUUAUUUAAAUUAAUCGAAUUCAGUGUAUUCUUGCAACCUAUAUAGGGUGUCCAUAAAGUCUUAAAAUUGCAAAAGUAAUUUAUUGUUACCGAAUAUUGUUUCGGUCUUCACACAUGUAUUAAAUGAAGUAAAAAUACUUGAACACUUACGAACAAUUAAAAAAUAACAAACCUGGUUCAGAUAUAUUGACAACAUGAUUUAAAUAACGAAAUUAAAAUUGUAAAGAGACUUCAUCGACACCCUGUAUAUCAAUACCCUUUCCACUUAUAGUCGAGGACAUAGACAUAGACAUUCAAAGAAACUUCAUAAAAAAAGAUCCAAAUUUUAGUAGUUGCUCAAUGUGUGCAUUACCCUGCUGUGAACUCCCUAUUGACUAAUUCUUUCCAAACUUUUGGAUUAAAAUUUUUUCCAGUGAUUACAACCUUAUGUCAUUGUACAGUUCCAUUGAGUUGUGAUUUUUCUACUGUAAUAAUAUAAGUGGAUUUACAUCACAGAAUGC
Messenger RNA from Styela clava, 2234 nucleotides. Its product is annotated as 26S proteasome non-ATPase regulatory subunit 3-like. The record is from RefSeq and is a predicted model, not a curated record. Gene Ontology annotation, cellular component: proteasome regulatory particle, lid subcomplex; proteasome complex. Lineage: Eukaryota; Metazoa; Chordata; Ascidiacea; Stolidobranchia; Styelidae. Gene Ontology annotation, biological process: ubiquitin-dependent protein catabolic process; regulation of protein catabolic process. Gene Ontology annotation, molecular function: enzyme regulator activity.